CCUGUUCAAACAUUAAAUAACACAUUGAUGAGCCAUCUACUUUUUUCACCCUGCCUUUUUUCACUCUGAGCCCUCACAGGACAGUCUGUGAGAGCACAGAUAUUGUUUAUUCUUGUAUGGAUUACUGUCUUUAGAUUUCUCCUGAAUUAACUCGACGGCAAUGUUUUAUUUUUAUUUUUUUAAUCCGGCUAUAGCAGACCUCUAGGAUGUUGACCAGGCCUCCCCACUACCGGCUGCAUGGCUUUCUGACCGACAGAAGCACACUUACCUUAAAGCACAGUCAGUGGCAUCACUCAGCUGAAGAGAUGAGUAAUCAAACAGUAAUCUACUCAGACAUCAACCUGGCCAAAUACCCAAAGAGGCAGCAAAUCAAACCUGAGAGCAAAGAUAGCUCCGUUUCAGACACUGAGCAGGACAUAACCUAUGUGGAAUUAAACCUUCAUAAUGCGUCUCAGGAUCUUCAAGGAAACGACAAGAAGCCCCAUUGCAAAGGGAGGCUCGCUGCUACGACCCUGGGAAUCAUCUGCCUUGUCCUGAUGGCCAGUGUACUAACCAUGACAGUCAUAGUUGUCACUCCCUAUAAGUCUUUGAAAGGUAUGGAACAGGAUAAUUCUUCUCAGAUAAUGCCCCCAAAAGGACAUUGUCAUCGUUGUCCAAAGGCCUGGUUUAUGUAUUCCAACAACUGUUAUUACAUUAGUAAUGAAAGAAAGUCAUGGAGUGAAAGUCAGAUGGCUUGUGCUUCUAAGAAAUCUAAUCUGUUUUACAUAGAUAAUGAAGAAGACAUGAAUUUCAUGAGGUAUUUCGGUGUCUUAACGUGGGUUGAACUUAGUGGCAAUUCAACUUUCUCCUCCAAACUGAUUUCAGUAUCUCCAGAGAGAGGCAAGAAAUGCACAUAUUUUAAUAUUUACAUUAACAAGAUUUCUUUUGGAUCCUGCUUGAAAUUAAACACAUAUGUUUGUAAGCACCAGGCACGAUUGUUUCCCUAAUUUUGAGCUGCUAUGAAAAAUUAAUAACACAAUACUGAAGAUUCUUAAAGGAAAGCCUAAGCAAAUUAAGUUCUUGUUACAUGAGACUUUUCAUAGUUCUUUUUACUCCAAAUAUUCAACCAAACCUGACUCCCUACAGGACAUCAUCUCUAACACUUUGUCCUCCAUCUUUCAUUCGGCAAAUCACCAUUGCUUCAAUAAAGUAAUUUUAGACAGGUAUAACAAAUUACCUGAUUGAACUAAUUCAGGCAGAUAUGUCAAGGAUACAUGCUUUUUAAGGAAAGUUAAUGACGUUUAAUACAUGCUAUGUAUGUACCUGCCACCAUCUGUCAGUUCGUCACACUGUGAUGGCUUGUGUGUUGCUAUAAUGCUGGAAGCUAUGCCCCUCGUAUUUCAAAUACCAGCAGGGUCACCUAUGGUGGACAGGUUUCAGUGGGACUUCCAGAAUAAGACAGAUUAUGAAGAAAGGCCUGGUGAUCUAUUUAUAAAAAUUAGCCAAUGAAAUCCUUAUGGAUCACAACAAUAUUGUUCAACUCACUUGCUUUCAACACAUCAUCAGAUGGGGUCUAUUGCUAAAGGAGAACAUGUUUGGUGAAGCAGAGGCCUAGAAAGGGCAAGGAAGACCUCAGGAAGAUGGAUUGGCACAGUAGCCACGACAAUGAACUUGAACAUGCCCCCGGCAAUCCUGAGAGUCAUGCAGGAUUGAGAAAAGUUUUGUUCUGUACGUAAGGUUGCCAUGAAUCCCAGUCCACUUGAUGGCAGGUAUCUAUAACUACCUGUCAUAUAUGGACAAGAAAGUAUAAAAGAAGAAUAAAAUAAACCCAAGGCAAGCAUCUGAAGAAAAUAAAAAAGAUUAGAACAGAAAUAAAUGAAAUGGACAAUAGAAAAACAACACAGAAAAGAAAUGACACAAACUAUACAUACCCUAACACUAUUAACAAUCUCAACAAUAAUUUGUUGGACUGGUGGAAAGAAAAAUAGAAAAUCCUCAAAAGACUAAAGUCAGGAAUAAAAAUAUGGAUAUCAUUGUCGAUCUUACAGAAAUAGAUUAUAAGAGAAUGCUACGAAUAGUAAUAUGCUAAUAAACUUGAUAACCUAGAAGAAAUAGACAAGUUCUUGGAAACACAAAUUACAUAAACUGACAGAAAAAGAAAUAUGAAAUAUGAACAGAGCUGUUAAAAGCAAAGAUGAGGAAUUAGCAAUUAAAAAGUUUUCCACAAAUAAAACUCCAAAUCCACGUGGGUUCACUGAUGAAUUCUAAGAAACAUUCAAAAAGAAGAAGGUUACAAGACAAUUCAGUGGAGAAAGAAUAGGCUUUCAUACAACAAAUGGUGGUGGUACAAUUAAAUAUCCACAUACAGAACAUUAACUUGGACCCCUACCUCACUUCAUAUACAGUGAAAUCUUUUAUUCCGAGUAACACAAAAUUUCUGCCUUUGACAAGGUGUGCUCUUACUACUUUUCUUUCACUCUCUUGGAAGAAGUACAGCCAGAAUGCUCUUUAGAAGUGAAAGAGCAAGUCUUUAUCUCAUGUAUUUUGGACAUGUUAUCAGGAGGGAUAAGUCCCUGGAGAAGGACAUCAUGCUUGGUAAAGUAGAGAGAGAGAGUCAGAGAAAAAGAGGAAGACCUUCAACAACAUGGAUUGACACAGUGACUGCAACAAUGGGCUCAAACACAGCAACAACUGUGACGAUGGUGCAGGAACAGGCAGGAUUUCUUUCUGUUGUUCAUAGGGUCACUAUGAGUCAGAAUCAACUCCACAGCACCUAACAACAACAACCUCAUAAACACCCAGAAAGGGUUUCUUUUCAGUUUCAUAGGACUGGAACAGAAACUAAGCCACUUUUGAUGAUUUGCAUGUUUAUUCAAAUUAUAUACAGACAUGUGCAUAUACUAUUCAAACAAAGAUAUGGGUAAAAUUUACUUUUUCAUGAAAACAUCUAAUGUCAACUAUUUAGUUUGUUUUGGUUUUUUGAUGAAAUUAUUGAAACAAAUAUUUAAGACCAUAGUCUUAUGAAAUAAGAAUUGCUUUUCUUUAACUUUUCCAAAUUUCUUCAAAGCUUUGGUAUAGCCGAAAACUUAAACAGUUUGACUUAAAGGUCAGGCUCUUCUAAUGGUAGGUCUUCAUUAUCUUCAUCAUCUUCAUCUUUAGGUUGUAAGCCCACAAAUUCUUGCAGGUUUAUGUCAUCCAUUUCUGUGACAAAUUCUUUGUCAACAUCAACAUAAGGGCUGCCUCUUACUCUAUUUUCUGAAACAGCAAUAUAAAUGUCACUUUUUGUAUCCUGAGUCUACAAUGCAAACUCAUUUGGCUCCCAAAAAGAGACAUUGCAGGUGAUUCUAUUUUUUGAUUAUUAUUAUUGUUAUUUUAAGCUCUGAAGCCACUAGUCAUAUGCUGAGAAUCUAUCAAGUUUGAAAAUUUGGCCGUUUCUUUUGCCUUUGCUUGCAAGAUAGGUCCUGAAAGUGGCUUAGUUUCUGUUCCAGUGCUAUAAAAUUGAAAAGAAACACUUUCUGGGUCUUUAUGCAGUUGUUAGGUUCUGUGGAGUCGAUUCUGACUCAUAGUGAGCCCAUGAACAUCUUUAGAGGUUUCAAGAAACCACUCCAAAACAGUUCUGUUGAUUUCUGCAUAAUUUCAAUCCUUCCUUUCUUGGUUUUUAUGUUGGUGUGAUCAUGUACUUUUCAAUUAUUUUAUCCUGUUCUUUCAUAAUUGAAUAAAUUUACAUUUGAUUACACUUGAACUUAAUUAUAGCUUCCUUGAUGGUGUUGUUCUCUUCAGUUAUCUUUUUGGUAACAUUAACCUUUUCUUUCAAAGAUAAAUUUCUCACUCUCUUGUCCGUGGCUGGGAAGGAAUAAGCUGUUUUAAAAAAUAGAAAACAAAAAAGAAAAUAAGUACUCAUAAAAAUUAAGAAAUUUAGGAUGUUAUCUUCUCAAAAACGUGACUAUCUCAGGCAAAAAAGGAAAAAAUGAAAACUAUCAACAUUCUUAUAUGAUAAAGUAAGCACACUGCGGUAAAUUAUUUAAGUGUGAGAAGAAUGAAUUGCUUUGUACACACAUUGAAUGUGUUAAAUUUGGAAAUGUUUCUGUAUUUUUUUGGAAAACGAGAAAUUUUGAAGGAAAGAAUUUCAGGGAAAUGAAGAGUGAAUUUUGAAAACUGGAAUAAUAUGUACCAAAAAUUACAAAUAGCUAAAUUGAAAACUAAAAAUUAAAGACAAGAAGACUAAAACUUCUCAAGACAAGGGAAAAAGUGUGUUUUGUUAGAUUUUAAUGAAUAUAAAGGAGUUUACUAAUAUCUCUUACCUUCUUCCAACCCAUGGAUAUUGUUCUUCCCUG
Molecule: messenger RNA, 4313 nt
Organism: Loxodonta africana (African savanna elephant)
Lineage: Eukaryota; Metazoa; Chordata; Mammalia; Proboscidea; Elephantidae
Product: NKG2-A/NKG2-B type II integral membrane protein-like
Exons: 8
Coding region: 207-986 (259 amino acids)
Biological process (GO): stimulatory C-type lectin receptor signaling pathway; positive regulation of natural killer cell mediated cytotoxicity
Cellular component (GO): plasma membrane; external side of plasma membrane
Molecular function (GO): transmembrane signaling receptor activity
Source: RefSeq, a predicted model, not a curated record